This is a messenger RNA of Drosophila subobscura, 1348 nucleotides long. Its product is annotated as pancreatic triacylglycerol lipase. Gene Ontology annotation, molecular function: lipase activity. Gene Ontology annotation, biological process: lipid metabolic process. Bases 58 to 1311 code for a protein of 417 amino acids. The transcript is spliced from 4 exons. The record is from RefSeq and is a predicted model, not a curated record. Lineage: Eukaryota; Metazoa; Arthropoda; Insecta; Diptera; Drosophilidae.
UCUCUCUCUCGCGCGCUCUUUGGGGCUUUGUGUUUUCUUAUUGAUAUUUUGUAUUGCAUGCCUGGCAGUCACGUGUCCCGUCGGCAGACCUUGCCCGGUGGUGCUCUGGUGCUGCUCUUUGCCGGACUGCUGCUGCUCGGAAAUGGCACUGCCGUGCAGGGCCUGCACCGCCACAGCAUCAUGAUGAAGACCUUUCGCUAUCUGCAGGAGACCAUGCUGAGGAACAGCCUCGAGCGGGCACAUCUCAAUCAUGGCAUUGUCUUUGAGUGUCGCACCAUUUCGGACAGUGACUUUGGCAACGAGGUGCACUUCCUGCUGCAGCUGGGCGAUCUUCGGGGAUUUCGACAGCUGGAUGCCAACAAGAAGCUGGCCCUCUUCCUGCAUGGCUGGAACGACAAGGGCAGCAAGGACUGGGUGCAGGAGCUGUUGCUGACGUGGACCCUGUUUGAUGCCAGCUACAACGUGUGCGUAGUGGACUGGGGCAACUUGUCGCAGAACGACUAUAAGACCGCUUCCAUGUCCAUCUUCGAUGUGGGCCUCACGGUGGCAGGCAUCAUCAUGGCCCUGGAGGAGCUGCGUCCCAACCAAUUCCAUCGCAGCAACGUCACCCUGGCCGGCUACAGUCUGGGCGCCCAUGCCGCCGGCUAUGCCGGAGCGGUGCUCGAGGGCCAGGUGGAGCAGAUCAUCGGACUGGAUCCGGCCGGGCCGCUGUUCUCGCUGCCCGCCGAGGUCUCGCCCAAAUACCGCCUGGACCCGAGCGAUGCCCAGUUCGUUCAGGUGCUGCACACCUCCGGCGGUUCGCUGGGCACGAGCCUCAAGUGCGGGCACGCCGACUUCUAUCCAAAUGGUGGCCGAGCACCGCAGACUAACUGCAAGAUGUUCGCGAAUCUCCGCGACAUGCAGAACACAAAUCCCAUUGCCUGCAGCCAUUCAGCAGCCGCCAUCUUCUUCAGGCAGUCGAUGGACCCGCAGUACCCAUUCGUGGGCUACGAGUGCGGCAGCUAUCGGGAGUUUGCCGCCGGAUACUGUGACCAGAAUCGACGGGCCCGCUUCGGCAUCCACUCGCAGCGCAGGGCCCAGGGUAGUUUCUACUUCAAGACAGGCUCCACGCAGCCGUAUGUGCAGCGGCGUCGGGAUGGUUGGCUGAGCGACGUCGGUCGGCAGGUAGACUCCUCCACCGCUGGCCAGUCGGGAAAGGGGAAGGGAAAGGGUGGCCGCCUGAUGCUGCGCCUCUGGUCAGGUGGGUGGCGGCGGGGCGCCAGUCGCAGUCGUGAGCGGAGUCGACAGCGAGAUCUGUGUCGGUGGCCGUAGUAGUUCCUAGUGUUUAAUUUAUUUUUUUUGUUAGUGU